AUGGCUCCCGUUGCUAUUGCCGAGGCUACCGCCACCAACCCCGUCGACGCACUCAAGUCGUCGCUCGCCAACGUCACUGUGUCGGAGACUGAGGCUCCUGUGGACCUCACCGCCUUCGCCCACUUCGACUCGACGCCUUCGGUCGGUACCGAGUUCCGCAGCUCCACCAACGACGGCAAGCCCCUCCUCGACAUCCGUGACGUUCUCGCGUCGCCUGCCAAGCUCGCCGCCCUCGGCCGCCUCGUCUCGGAGCGCGGUGUUGUCUUUUUCCGUGACGCCAAGAUCACCCCCGAGGAGCAGAUGACCUUGGUUGACGCUCUCGGCCGCGCCGGUGGCAAGCCCGAGUCCUCUACCCUCCACAUCCACCCCUGCACCGUUGAGGACCAGGGCGAGAAGGACGAGAUCUCGAUCAUCUCCAACAAGUUUGUCUUUGGCAAGAAGUUUGAGCGCAAGGACUUUGGCAUCCUCGACCGCCGCGUCGGUGCCGACCAGUGGCACUCGGACAUCACCUUUGAGAACAUUCCUUCCGACUACGCGAGCCUCGUCAUCCGCGACCUCCCCGCCGUUGGUGGUGACACUCUCUGGGCCUCGGCCUACGAGGCCUACGACCGUCUCUCGCCUGCCUACCAGCAGUUCCUGGAGGGUCUUACGGCUCUCCACAAGGGUGUCGGCUUCAUCAAGCUUGCCGACGCCAUCGGUGCCAAGAUGCGCGAGAACCGUGGCUCGCCCGAGAACGUUGGCCAGGACCUCGAGGCCAUCCACCCCGUCAUCCGCACCAACCCCGUGACCGGCUGGAAGGGACUGUUCGUCAACCGUGGAUUCACCCAGAGGAUCAUCGAGCUCACUCAGCCCGAGAGCGAUGCCCUUCUGAAGUUCCUCUACGCCCACAUCAGCGCCAACCACGACCUCCAGGUCCGCUUCCGCUGGGAGAAGGACUCGCUCGCUAUCUGGGACAACCGCUCAACCUUCCACGCGGCUACUCAGGACAUUGACGGCAGCAACCGUGAGGGCACCCGUUCGGUGUCUCUCGGUGAGCGCCCAUACUUUGACCCCAAGAGUGUCUCGCGCCGUACCGCCCUCGGCCUUUAA
Messenger RNA from Apiotrichum porosum, 1089 nucleotides. RefSeq lists its product as uncharacterized. Gene Ontology annotation, cellular component: cytoplasm. The record is from RefSeq and is a predicted model, not a curated record. NCBI's taxonomy places the organism in Eukaryota, Fungi, Basidiomycota, Tremellomycetes, Trichosporonales, Trichosporonaceae. The transcript has a single exon. Gene Ontology annotation, molecular function: 2-oxoglutarate-dependent dioxygenase activity. Bases 1 to 1089 code for a protein of 362 amino acids.